GUGUAACCCGUGAGAUAUCCAUCUCCUCUGCUUCAGUGGAUUUAAAUGAUUGUUCAACCACCCAAUGACUGAGUAAAUGUUUGGCCUGAAAAUGGGAAAACCAAAUCUAACAAGAAUUUCCUGGGAGGUGAUGCACAAUUCAAGAGCUAUAAACCAGCCCAGAUAGAGUUUCUCACACCCCCACAGGAAUAAGAAAAGCCCCAGCCUUCCUUUUUAGAAGUUAUUGUGGGCUGGGAGACUUCCAGCUGAUUCAGCCAUAAGCACACGGAAUUGUCACUUUUGCCAAAUUAAGCGGUUGUAUUUGGUUAUCUCUUGCAAUUGGACUGGGUAUGGAUUGUAAUCCUAGAGUUUCAUUGGCAUUUCUGUACAAAAACGACCCGUUUUAUUCACUUUGUCUGUCUGAUUUAAUGAGAGCUCCCCGGGGUGUGAGCAACCAGUUUAUGAAAGAGCAAAGGAACCUAACAGAGUCAUUAAAGCGGAUAGAUUGUUGUCAAAUGAGCAGAAUAGGACAACUAAAUGAAGAGAAGAGACAGUUUGCGAUGCUGAUGAAGAGAAGGCUGACCCCUAGAAGCAGCAUGCUUGUUUCUCUGCCAAGAGAGAGGGACUCCAAAAGAACCUUCUCAACAAAGACUUUUAGAGACCUGACAUCUGGAAAAAGCAGCAUUGAAAGCUGUGAAACUGUGUCAACUGUUUCCAGUUACAGGACUGGUUCCACAACUUCAAAAAGCUUGAAUAAUUUUGAAGGGAAGAAACAGAGAAAUCAAACAAGUCAUCUCCCUGUACGUAGGGAGUACAGCACCAAUAUAUUACAGGAAAAGAGAUGUCAGUAUGGAGAGACUGCACAACUCCUUGUAAGAAGCGAGAGCUGCUUCCCUAGACUGCCAUCAAAAAAUAUCAGUGAAGCCUUCCUCACAACCAGGGGAAAUUCAUGAUGUCUACUUGUUUACUUUGUACCAGUAUGCGGCAAAACACACACAUAACCAACAUAGGGGUAUAUUUAUCAAAGAAUGAAGUUAGAGAUCACCACAGUCCUGUAGAGUGAAAUUCCCCCACUCUCCAUUCAUUUUGAUGGGAUUUUUAAGAGUAUUUAUCAAUGGGUGAAAGUAAAAAUUCUUUUGAUAAAUACCCCUUUCAAAUUUCACUCUAGAGGACUGUAGCGAUCUCUAACUUUACUAUUUGAUAUAUAUACCCUAUAGAGUGAAAGAGGAAAAAAAUACAGUUGGUUAAACUGUAUCGAAAGUGUGCAAAUUCAUUUCUUGUGUCCUGCUUGUCUUGUACUGGUCAGAAUGAUCACACAGGGGGUCCUCAGAAGAUUUUUUUGGGCAAAAUACUGAAUUGUCUGACCAGUUUAAUUUUUAUAGUGGGGGGGUGGGUAACCAAUUUAUUUGUAAUUUUUAUUAAUGGGGUAGCUCAAAGGUGAACUUUUAUUGUGUUAUACAAUGCCCUAGAUAUUUGUGCCAUACAGUAAGAUCCAAGAGGAUCAUUUUGUUACUUUAAAUUAGUUUUAUUUACAUUUUUAUUUGUUGUUAUCUUUCUAGUCAGGCCCUCUCCUAUUCACCUUCUAUUCUGUCAUUGAAACUACUGGCUGGUUGCUAAGGUAAAUCUGACCGGAGUAAACAGGUGCUAUAUAUCUAUACUGAAUAAAAAGCCAUAAAAAAACA
Messenger RNA from Xenopus laevis (African clawed frog), 1661 nucleotides. RefSeq lists its product as uncharacterized. Lineage: Eukaryota; Metazoa; Chordata; Amphibia; Anura; Pipidae. The record is from RefSeq and is a predicted model, not a curated record. The transcript is spliced from 3 exons. Bases 330 to 932 code for a protein of 200 amino acids.